UCGGAGCGAUUCGCAGUCGCCGCAGUCGCUGUCAUUCGCCUACUGUAGCGUGACUUAUUUACAAAACACUGCGAGCCAGUGAUAUAGGCUGAGGGGUUCGAGCCUCCAGGGACAGUAGCUUGGAGGUGCGUCGACUGUCAGCAUCGCCGGCUCUCGACUCAUUCAGUGAACUCGACUCGUAGGCCAAGUGUGCGAACAUCGCCAUCAACAUUCGCAGCCCAACGCUGCGACGCGUUUUUUUAUUUUUGUUUUUCCGCAAGUUCCGCGAAAAAGCCAGGAUGAGGAUCGACCGGGGCUUCGUCAAUGUGCUCAUCCUCAGCUGGGGAUUCAUGCUCGUUUUCACGGCCUUCCAAACGAUGGGCAAUAUCGAGCAAAACGUACUGGACAGUAUUUCAAAAGAUGAUCCGAAUUUUAAAGGCAACGGUUACACAAGUUUAGCAAUAAUCUAUGCCACAUUUGCACUGUGUAAUUGGUUGGCUCCAUCGUUCAUCUCAGUCACGGGUCCGCGAACGAGUAUCGUAAUAGGAUGUUCCUGUUACGUCCUUUUUAUAGCGUCGUUCUUGUAUCCACGCACCGAGUUGCUGUACAUUUUUUCAAGCAUCGUCGGAGCUGGAGCCGCUUUGGCCUGGACGGGCCAUGGCCUCUUCCUCACGGUUAAUAGCGACGACGAGACCAUGUCGCGGAACUCUGGCAUGUUCUGGGCCAUCUUCCAGUCAUCUCUAUUCAUCGGCAACAUCUUCGUCUACUUUGUUUUCAAGGAACCCGACAUUCACGAAGAUGUCCGAGGACUCGUUUUCAAAGUUCUCACCGGCGUCUCGGUGGCAGGUCUUCUGUUGCUGCUGGCUAUGAGGCCGCCCAUGCAAAAGAAUAAUCUUGGGCCUGCAGAAGGAAUCUCAAGCAACGAUAAAGAAUUGCACAUUCCAGAGGCUCCAAAAGAAAAGCCCUUGGUGGCCGCUUGGCACGCCCUUAGAGAUGCAUUUAGGCUGUUCUUCACGUCGAGGAUGAUGAUGCUUACACUGACCUUCGUAUAUACGGGCCUGUCACUGACUUUUCUUUCCUCAGUUUAUGCAUCCAGCAUUGGCUUCACCAAGUCAAUGGGGCAAGAUCGAAAAAGUCUUAUAGGACUUCAUGGAAUUUGUGUGGGCAUCGGAGAAGUGCUCGGUGGUGCCGUUUUCGGAAUGCUUGCCUCAAAAUGCGGAACCUGCUCAGGUUGGCCCGUAGUUGCUACCGGAUUUGGCGUUCACGCAUUCGCUUACGUUUCUGCUCUACUUAAUCUGCCGAAUGAAGCUCCAUUCAAAGAAACAGAUGAAAUAGGUCUGAUUAAUGCAUCACCUGCCCUAGCCAUGAUUGGUAGUCUAAGUCUUGGUCUUGGAGAUGCCUGCUUCAACACUCAAGUUUAUGCAUUGCUUGGUACCGCUUAUUCUUCAAAAAGUGCCUCUGCUUUUGCAUUAUUCAAAUUUUGUCAAUCGGUUGCUGCGGCACUGAGCUUUUCUUAUAGUAGUCAUCUUGGUUUACAUGGCCAAUUGGCCAUUCUGGCGGUUUCUUUGGUUUUGGGUACCGUUGCAUUUUGUGUCGUUGAAAUAAAACAUCGUAUAUCGAAGCGAGUUCGUUCGAAUUCUUGUCCGGAUAUUGAUGUUCACGGUAAUGGGCAUACCGUGUAUACCGAUUGAAAUUUUAUUUAUACUAUUUCUAAAAUAUUAUUGUACAGGUUCACGUAAUCUGAAUGCAUUCAUUUGAAUACAUUGUUCGUUAAUUCAUAAACUAAUUGCUUUAAUUAUUGUUUUGUUUAAUAUGGGUUUUCCCAUACAUACAAUUUACGAACCCACGUUGAAUUUACCGUUGCAUUUUGAAUAUAUUAUAAAGUUUAUUUUUAUGAGCUAAAUUCAAAAUAUUUUGUGUAUUACAUAUCAAUUAUAUUUAAAUUUUUUUAUGGCUAAACUAACACUUGUAAAAAAUAAUGUGUACAUAUAUAAUUUAUUUAUAAGUUGAAUUAUGUCAGCUCAAAUUCAUUUAGCAUCGUAAACGUACUAUACUUAUAAUUCGUUUUUAGUGUAUCGUUAUUGUUGUAAAAUUUUAUACUUUUUAUGCUAAAUAUAAAUUGAAAAAAUUUUUUUAGAGUUGAUAAUGGUUUAAUAACUCACAUCGUGCAAUAAAUUUUAUACCAUUAAUGAGCCACUUUUGUACCUAUGGAAAAUUGUUUAUAUUUUGUAAAAAAAUUUUAUUAUAAGAGUCUAAGCAUUAGUUAUAAGAUUCCGUCUAGUAUAUUUAUAAAACUAUGAUUUUUAGUUAAGUAAUUUUAUUAAAUAUUGUCAAUUGAUAUUAUAAUUCAAGUCUCAUUUGAUAAUAUACUAUAAGAUAUCCUAAGAUAUUAUGAGAUAAUAAAUGUAUCAUAUAUUAUGAUACUCUGUACUCAAAUGUGCCAAUCAGCAAAGUAAAUUUUUCUACAUUGUGAACUUUUGACAAUUUAUAAAUGAUCAUUUUAGCAUGGUUGA
Trichogramma pretiosum is the source of this 2492-nucleotide messenger RNA. Its product is annotated as UNC93-like protein MFSD11. The record is from RefSeq and is a predicted model, not a curated record. Lineage: Eukaryota; Metazoa; Arthropoda; Insecta; Hymenoptera; Trichogrammatidae. The transcript has 3 exons. Bases 279 to 1670 code for a protein of 463 amino acids.